AUGCUAGCUGGACUACUGAGCCAACUGGUCAUCCUCACCGACCAUGAAGCCCUCAAGUACUUCAAGUCACAGAGACGCAUCACAGGUCGACAGGCUCGAUGGGCAAUACUACUAGCAGACUUCGACUUCAUAUUGCAGUAUCGACCAGGAGACAAAGGUGGUGAACCUGAUGCUCUCACCAGAAGGAUGGACAUGCAACCAGCUAGUGAAGAGCAGGAUCACAAUGUGAGGCAACUACUGCCUCCUCGAGUGUUCAAGGAGACAGCAGACCAUGACUCGACCCUAGUGGCCCCUAUGCUCUCGAUGGAGUCCAUAGCAUCAAAAGGUCUCAGAGACCUGGUCAAGAUCUUCCAGCCCUUAGACAAAGAGCUACAGGAGAUACAUAGGAAGAAGCCCUUCGAGGUCAAGGACGACCUAUGGUACAGUGGAGGAAGGUUGGUUAUCCCCAAAGUGAUCAUGCCAGGGAGGACCAACAACCGACACUCAAGGAGUGCCAAAGAGGUAGAUGGACAGUCUCUCUCUGUAGAGCAUCUGCGAUUCAUGGUGAUGACCCAAUGCCAUGAUGGUAUUACUGCUGGACAUGUAGGAAGAGAUGCUACCAUCAAGGCAGCUCAACGACAUUACUGGUGGCCAAACAUGACAGCUUGGAUUGCAGACUAUGUAGCAAGUUGUCCUGUAUGUGCUAGGUACAAAGCUCCUCGUCACCAUCCAUAUGGUUUGCUACAGCCACUAGCAACACCAGACAGGCCCUGGGGCUCCAUAUCCCUCGACUUCAUCGAAGGACUACCACCAUCAAGGAACUAUGACUCCAUCCUCAUCAUUGUCAACAGGUUGACCAAGUUUGCCAUACUAGCUCCAACCCAUAAGACAGUCAUGGCCAAACAGACUGCAGUGUUGCUAUACGGACACAUGGUUAGACUUUUCGGAUACCCAGAUCACAAGGUCUCGGACCGAGGCAGGCAGUUCAUAUCAGGAGCAUGGAAGGCAUUUGCAGAACAAAUGGGUGUGAAGCACUCACUUAGCAUGGCCUACCAUCCUCAAACUGAUGGUCAGACAGAGAGGGUCAAUCAGGUCAUCGAGCAGUACCUAAGGUUGUACUGCAACUAUGAGCAGAAUGACUGGGCCGACCUGCUGGACACUGCAGCCUUUGUAUACAACCACACGGUCCACAACAGCAUUGGUGUCUCACCAUUCUUUGCAUGCUAUGGAUGGAACCCCAAAGCUCAUCCUGACAUCCCUCAACAACUAGGAGUCAAUGAUCCAGGUCGCUUCAAGUACCUCAUGGAUGGAAAGGAGCAUUGCAAGUACCUCCAGGAGCAGAUCAGAGAGGCACAAUGUAGAUCAGUAGACCAGUAUAACAGGAAGCACAAGGACAUCGAGUUUAAGACAAGGAGACCCACACCCAAGUUAGAUACCCAGUUUGCAGGACCCUACCCAGUUCAGGAAUGGCCAGCAAGAACAAGUUCUCUUCCUCAACAUGCUGAACAGCCCACCAUACCAUCACUUCCAGAUGAGGACCUCGACUUCGAAGUUGAAGCACUCAUCAACAAGCAUUCACACAAUGGGACUACAGAGUACAAAGUGUUGUGGAGAGGGUACUCAGAAGAAGCUGCUUCAUGGGAACCAGUAGAGAACCUCAACUGCCCCGACCUCAUCCAGGAGUAUGAGGUGUCAGAGGGGGGAUGA
This is a messenger RNA of Ustilago hordei, 1686 nucleotides long. RefSeq lists its product as uncharacterized. Gene Ontology annotation, molecular function: nucleic acid binding. Lineage: Eukaryota; Fungi; Basidiomycota; Ustilaginomycetes; Ustilaginales; Ustilaginaceae. Gene Ontology annotation, biological process: DNA integration. Bases 1 to 1686 code for a protein of 561 amino acids. The record is from RefSeq and is a predicted model, not a curated record. The transcript has 3 exons.